CCACCAAAGACUACUCCACCACUUACGACGCCGUUCUAUCUGACUGGUUCACCACCAAGAAAAAGCAGCUUUUCACCGACAGUGGGAUUAAGAUCAUCUUUGUCGGGUCACCGAUCCUGGCACGACUCGUGAUGGGUGGUUUGAUGGAAGAAGUUAGAGAAGUUCUUGAGAGGAGUGACCCUAGUUGGGAGGCUGCUGACACGGUGGACUCGAAUGGACAAAGUUUGCUUCAUUUGGCUAUCGUUCAGGGCCGGCCUGAUAUUGUCCAGUUAAUUCUUGAGUUUGGGCCUGAUUUGGAGGCCCAGAGUCGAUCUAGUUGUAGCCCGAUGGAGGCUGCUUCUGAGGCCGGAGAGGCCUUGAUUGUUGAGCUUUUGUUGGCCCGAAAGGCCUUCUGUGAACGAUAUGAGAAUUCUUCUUUCGGGCCAAUUCAUCUGGCAGCCCAAAACGGUCAUGUGGAGGUGUUGAGGCUUCUUAUACUGAAAGGAGCAAAUGUUGAUGCAUUGACAAAAGAUGGCUAUACUGCUUUACACCUAGCA
This is a messenger RNA of Morus notabilis, 536 nucleotides long. RefSeq names its product ankyrin repeat domain-containing protein 2-like. Gene Ontology annotation, molecular function: protein binding. The transcript has a single exon. The annotation marks the transcript as partial. NCBI's taxonomy places the organism in Eukaryota, Viridiplantae, Streptophyta, Magnoliopsida, Rosales, Moraceae. The record is from RefSeq and is a predicted model, not a curated record.